GAGAACGAAAACCCCGCGAGAGGGCAGGGCACGUUCCUGGGCACCCAAAGCCCCGGCCUGGAGAGACGGGGCACGCCUCCUAUCCUGCCCUGCCUUUCCCUUCCCUUUUCGCACCAAGGCGAAGCCUGCAGAGCUGGAGCGGAAUCAGUCCCUCCCCUGCUCCCCCGCUUCCCCGAUCCUCCACUGCAGGCUAUGCGCGCUCUGAUGCGUGUGCUUGUGUGCGCGUGCGGUUUGGGGGCUGGUUGCGCGUGCAGGCGAGAUUUCCAAAAGCCACAGGGAAAAUGGUGGAAAAUUCACCGUCGCCAUUGCCAGAAAGAGCGAUUUAUGGCUUUGUUCUUUUCUUAAGCUCCCAAUUUGGCUUCAUGCUGUAUCUUGUGUGGGCUUUUAUUCCUGAAUCUUGGCUAAACUCUCUAGGCUUAACCUAUUGGCCUCAAAAAUACUGGGCAGUUGCGUUGCCUGUGUACCUGCUCAUCACGAUAGUCAUCGGUUACGUGCUCUUGUUUGGGAUCAACAUGAUGAGUACCUCUCCGCUCAACUCCAUUCAUACAAUCACAGACAACUAUGCUAAAAAUCAGCAGCAGAAGAAAUACCAAGAGGAGGCCAUCCCAGCACUAAGAGACAUUCCUAUUAGCGAAGUAAACCAAAUGUUCUUUCUCACAGCCAAAAAACUGUACACCAACAACUGAACCACUUGUGGACUAAGACUGGACAUCGAUUCUAAGGUUUUGAUGUAAAAAUUCAACCAUAGUAAUUUUGAUUGUCUUUCUGAUUAAUAUCCCGUAUUGAAAUGUUAAAAAAAAUGUAACUUGAACUUUUCUUAGAUUAAAUUCUAUUAAUAUUAUAAAUGUUCUCAAAUAGUGGUCCCUAAUGGACAGAAUAAUUAAAAUACUGCAUUACCAUAUGGCA
This is a messenger RNA of Phacochoerus africanus (Common warthog), 906 nucleotides long. RefSeq names its product phosphatidylinositol glycan anchor biosynthesis class P (gene PIGP). Gene Ontology annotation, biological process: GPI anchor biosynthetic process. Gene Ontology annotation, molecular function: phosphatidylinositol N-acetylglucosaminyltransferase activity. The record is from RefSeq and is a predicted model, not a curated record. Bases 282 to 686 code for a protein of 134 amino acids. Lineage: Eukaryota; Metazoa; Chordata; Mammalia; Artiodactyla; Suidae. The transcript has 5 exons.